AUGAUUAUACUGUAUAUCAUGAUUAAUUUUGACCAUCUUUUCAGGGCGGAUGGUUUCCUAUUCGACAAAGCAGCCAUCUUGGAGUACAUGAUUACUAAAAAGCUGGAUUACAAAAAGCACCUGAAAGCGUGGGAAAAGGAUCAAGAAAGAUUGCAGAACGAAGCGAGUGAGGUUGUUGAAGCUCGUGUCAAAAAUCGUGAAGAAAAGUUCCUCAAGAGAGAAGACGGCAUUGUGAGCGAACGUGUAAAGGCCUUCAAGUCGGGUGAAGCGGAUUCGAAAUCCGUGUCGAAUAUGGUUGACGGAAAGGAUAAGGCCUUGCCGAGUUUCUGGAUUCCUUCCUUGACUCCUGCGUCUGGUGUCACUUCAAUGAAGAAACCAAGUUCAGCAGUGUUGUGUCCCAUGAGUGGGAAACCCAUCAAGGCGAAAGACUUGAUCCCGGUUAACUUCACUCGAGCCCCGGAAGAAGAAGGAGAUUCGAAGCGUGGUUUUGUCGCCAAGGAGCGCCGAUACGUUUGCGCCUUGUCGCGGGACGUGUUGAAUAAUUCCACGCCCUGCGCCGUACUCCGACCGACUGGUGACGUGGUUACCGUCGAGUGUGUGGAGAAGCUGAUAAAGAAGGAUAUGUUGCAUCCGUUGACGGGCGAAACGUUGAAAGAGAGCGACAUUAUUCUUCUGAAAAUGGUGCGUUUUCUCGGUGUUGAAUUUCGUUUGUUUCACGAAUUUUUUUCAGUUUCUACGGUUACUCCUAGAAAGAGCAAGUUCAAAAAACUAGAAAGUAUCAAAACAUUCAUGGAUAUGAACUUGGGUGUUAUGGAAAACGGUCAGCGGAGUAAAGAAGCUGUGCAACUCCUGCAAGAUGGCCAUGAUUCCAGUUCGAGUGAUGUGCAUUACCACUACCAACUGCCUCCUCCGCAAACCUCUUUCGCUGGUCGGAAGAAGGUCUAUCGGAAACAUCGUCGCAAGUCGCCAUCCGGGAGUGUUUCAAGCUCGGGAGAAGCGAGUGCCCGUCCGGCCAAAACUGGAAGUACCCAGCGGUUUCUGUGCUUCCCGAAGAUGUCGAAGUUUGUGAACUGGCUGCUCGCUUUUGCCAUUUUCAUCGGGGCCAGUGCUUUGUUUUGGGUCAUCUACGGACUCCGACUGGAUCUCCUUGCGCUCGAACGACGCGUCCAUGAUGUGGAGUCCGGAAACCAGAAGGUCCCCAACCAGCUGCACGAGUACCAUACCAAACUGAAAGCUGUAUCCGAAAAUCAAACCGCCAUUGCCAACAGAAUCCUGGAGAUCUCAGACAGGAUAAAUAACCUGACGACUCAAUUGGGCAUGCUGAGAACAUCCGUGUCGAAACUGGAGAACGGGCUGAUGAAAUCUGGGACAGAGGAUUUGCUUUCGUUGCCGGACGAUGUUAAGACUAUGCAAAGUACCAUGGCUACAUUCGGGUCACAGCUCCGCGACGUGACCUCGCAACUGGGCAUGGUGCGAAAUGCCUCGACUUCGAUGGUGGGUCGAGUUGACGCCUGUGCUAACCGAGUCACAGCUGUGGAGGACCUUGUUAAAAAUGUACCGGAUAGGACGCAAGUAGAAGCGAUGAACAAAUCCGUGGCAUUUGCGCUCGAAGACCUUCAUAUGCAUCAUGGUGACAUCCAAGCGUUGAAAAAUUCGACAGCAAAUCUACCCAUUUUGGAAGCCUCUGUCAAAAACCUUACGGAAAGCGUGAAUUGGGUCACUGAAUCAUUUGCAAGCACUUCAGCGUCAGUCUCCGCGCUGGAGAAUCGGAUAUUGCAGUGCUGCGAUCAAAUGGCUCAAAACGACACUGCGAAUGGGUGAAACGUUUUGGUGGUGGGUGGAACCCCGGAGACAAGAAAAUGCUCUAUUCCGAUUCGAGUUGUUCUUCUGCGUCCAAUGCCCGUGUUGUUUCGGCUGUGACCCGGUUGUCAAUGUAUUGUAUUAGUCGCGUUGCGUAUCGGCCUCUAGUCCAACUUUCUAUUGAGUGGUUUUAAUCGAGUGGCUUCUCGCUGUCGGUCAAAUGGUCAGUGGAAAGGUUAGUGUCGUUGAGGAGAAUUAACGCAAUCGGUCCGUGUUUGUCGGGAAAUGCGUUUCAGGAUGUUGUUGCGUGUCAGUGAUUCGAAGUAAUCCAAUAGCUUGGGAGAAAAUCCAAUAGCUUCAUGCGGUCAGGGAAUACUGUAUCAUUUUGAGGAUUUUAUGGAAAUUGAGACUUCGAAACCGAUUCAGUGUAAACCUCCGGUUCUGAAAAUCGAGCACUCUCGCUAACCGAAUUUCGGAUGAUUAUCCAGCGUUAUUGAUUUCAUUUUCAAAUACGAGUCAUUUAAGGGUAGAUGGUAACAAUGUAAUAAUUUUAGAACUUGAAAGCGCGAGACAUUUUUCAGUUUGAUGGAAGCUGGAGAAAAGUUCAGAGAAUCAACUGCUCUCAUCAAGGCAAUAUUGCGGGUAUCGGUGCUGCUAGAACUUGUUCUUGGAUUUUGUUUUAUGAGACUUGAUUCGCCAAUUUUUUGAAUAAGAAGGGAAUCCGGGUACGUUCGGAAAAGUUGAACAUGAAUUAAAAUCGCUCUCUUGAGUACUUCAGUGAAGGAAAGUCAAACGUGUUUCAUCAUCCUCAUGACUUCGACUCUUUCCCACUUGAAAUUCUAACCAGAAAUGAAGAAAGAAGUGGACAUCAAUCUUUUAAUCGUUCGUGGAUAAAGGAAAACACGAUCGCGAAUUUCGGCCCAACCUCCAUUUUUUACUCUGUCGAAUCACAAUAUUUGUUCGCUUUCAUGAAAGAGCUCAUCUUUUUUAUCUUAUUUAUUUGUUGGUACAGUAUUUCAUUUUUGGUGUCACUUCAAAACUUGUUCAGUCUCAAUCAUUGCGGAUUGUAUCCGAGAAAUCUGGGUACGGUCAUCUUGAUCAUCAACGAACAUAACUUAAUUAUUCAUACGAAUGUACCUUGUGAAAUCAAUAAUAGGAUCCCGUUUGAUCCGAGAAAUGCAAAUCCUAGAAUUACAGUAAUGAGAACUUUCUUCGUCCUACUUUUUGAGAAUAUCAAGGAAAGUGAUCGAGUUUUCAGUUAGAUUUUCGUCGAUUUUCUUGUCCGCAGUUUCCUGCUCCUUGCUACAAACCGAAGGCGACGAUUUCGAUCAGUAUCACUGAGAAGUUCAUUCGAAUUUAUGUUUCGGUUAGCCGAUGCCUGGAUACGUUCGCGUCCAAUUUCCUAUGACUGACGCGCCAUUGUAUUAUUAUAAUUUGUUUUCUUGAUCGAGGUUUUUCACUCGUACUGAUUGGAUUUCGGCUUUCUCUUGCCAUCGUCGACUUUCUGUUUGUAUUUCAAUGCGCUCGAUUCGAAAGCGAUGCGAUCGAUUUUACUUAAUAUUGAAAACUUAAUCUAACGUAAAUUCGUUUUCAUUGAAGGUCGUCCGACGGAAAAAGGAUGGCGCUCGUGUUCGUGUUCUCGUUAACCAAUGGCGAAGCGCGCUUGAAAAAUUUUACUUUCAGGAAAAUCUUCGGGUUUGGUUAGGAAAGAAUUGUGUGAGAAUGGGUUUGUGGUGAAUUCGGAAAUGUGUCGCAUUCCCAGAUAGAAAUCCCUUCUGAAUGUGAUUUUGGCGAGGGAUUUUUUUGUGUUAUGUCACGAGCUCGUCCGCGUACAAAAAAAAAAACGAGAGAAAAAAUAACUGCUGGAAUAAAAAAAAUUAAAUACGCGAACA
Molecule: messenger RNA, 3692 nt
Organism: Notodromas monacha
Lineage: Eukaryota; Metazoa; Arthropoda; Ostracoda; Podocopida; Cyprididae
Source: the annotation of a GenBank genome assembly